CCUCUAUCGAGAACGUUUCGAUCGCUUCCUAGCUCUAGAUUAAAGAGCUUAACAUGGAUACUCGCCACCUUAAGUACAGCUUUUGGACCGGAGGAAAUUUCAGCAAUAGCAACAAUAGCACUGACUUUGAUUCGAAUUUGGAACGCCCUCAAGAUGUUUCCGUGGAUUCCGUCUUGACAUCGUUGUACUUCAAUAGCAUUGUAUUUGUCAUGCUCAUGGCCAGUUAUGAAAUCUUACGUCGUGUGUUCCCUGCUGUAUACUCAUCCCGUAAACGAAUUUCACACGCUCGUCCCGAUACACAGAAUGGUCAUCGACCGGAAGCUCCCUUGCACGAGGAUGCCACAGUGCCCGACCCGAAUGGCACCGACUAUCCCAAAAUUCAUCACGAGCGUCAUGCUUCGUUGACUUCUCUGCCGGACGAUCGACCACUCGACUGGCUUGGGCCCGUAUUUGGCGUGCCCUGGAGCAAGGUUCGUCGCAUUGCGGGCUUGGAUGGGUACUUCUUUCUACGCUAUAUACGUAUGAAUGUGAGAAUUACGGCCGUUUCCACGUUUUGGUUCUUUCUGAUACUGGUCCCUAUUUACGCGACGGGUAGUUCAAAGGAACACUCGGCGGAGGGAUGGUAUCAUCUGUCGGCGGCGAAUAUUCCAAGAGACGGUUGGCGUAUGUGGAUACCUUGCCUUUUCGCGUACUUGUUCAGCGCCUUUGUUUGCUUUGUUGUCAAGCAGGAGUAUCGGCACUUUCUGGACCUCAGACAAGACUUUUUGGCGAGAGGAAACAUGCACGUCGAUCCGCAACACCAUCAUUCCUUGGAAAUUGAAAAUAUUCCCUACGAAUUACGAUCGGAUCGUGCCUUGAAAGAAUAUUUCGAAAAGAUGUUUCCCGGACGCGUUCAUUCAGCCAGUGUCGUUCUCAAUCUACCGGAACUGGAGGACGCCUCCGUCAGAUGUAUGAGAACAUGUCGUCGUCUCGAAAAGAGUAUUGCUUUUUUGCACGCAACGGGUAGCCGGCCCACUCACGUUGUUGGCCGUGGCCGAAUAUCUUGCUUGGGAAUCGAGCUACAACCGUUGGACUGCAAUUGCACAGCGAGUCAGGAAACCUUGUUCGUCGAGAACGAUAUGCGAGCAGAACGACCGAAGAGAGGAACUCGUGUCGACUCAAUUUCGUACUACGCACAAGAACUGGCAGCCGAUAGUCGAUCGUUAUUUCAGAUGCAAAAACGCAAAUCACGGAUUGCGGAAUCUGGAAAUCAGUUAAAACAGGUGGACAACUGGUUGGACAAGGCGGUCCGCCAAGCAUCAGAGGUUGCGAAUACAAUUUUGGAAGACUCAAUAAAGGACAACCAUUUGACUUCGCCGUACGAGAGCUUUGACGAAGGUGGAACAGUACCUCCAGCCGAGAGCAUGACUUCCAGGUAUGGGUCCUUCAGUCAGGCAAUCAGCCAUCGAGCAAUAUACGGACGGAGCAAAUUUGACAAAAUUCCUGAGGAAAGAAAGGAACCUCUUGUUUGUGAUGAUGAAAUGUCAGACUCGACCGAAGACUCUGAUUUUCCAAUCCCCUUUAGUAGAGAUAGCUAUCAAAACAGGUGGAGACGUUGGGCAGGUCGGUUAGGUUUAGACUUUGCCAUUGCCGGUCUUAAACUUGUUAAUAAGCAGCUCGACGUUGCACUUGAAGAAGUCGUCGGAGCUACAAUGUCUUCUACUGGGUAUGUCACGUUCUUGGAUCUUUCCUCGACAACAUGCGCGGCGAGUGCACCACUGACGGUGAAGGCCAAUGUUCUCGAUGUAUCUGUUGCUCCCGAACCUAGGGAUAUCAUUUGGAAAAAUGCUCAUAUUUCCAAGAGAUCACAGUUGAGACGUGGCAAUUUCACGAACUUCUUUCUAUUUCUUGGCGUUAUUCUAUGGAGUUUCCCUCUGGCUGCUAUUCAAGCUUUCGCAAAAGCUGAGUUUUUGGCACAAAUUCCUGGAAUGGAAUGGAUUUUAACUUUUCAUGGGGGAACUUUUACAAACUUUAUGAACGGCUACCUUCCAGUGGUGGCCCUUUUGUGUCUGAUCCUUAUACUUCCGUUGAUUUUUGAGUAUGUGGCUGUGAGUUACGAGCAUCGCAAGACUUAUUCGGAUGUUCAAUCAUCAAUGCUGAGCCGUUACUUCUAUUAUCAGCUUGCCAACAUCUAUGUGUCUGUGACUGCAGGAUCAAUUCUGAAGUCUCUUUCGGACAUUCUUGACCAUCCAUCGAACAUUUUGCAACUUUUAGGGGACUCCUUGCCUACCAUGGUCGGCUACUUUGAUGCUCUAUUAGUCACAAAGAUUAUGGCCGGUCUACCAAUGAUUUUCUUAAGGUUUGGUGCAUUGUCCCGUAUGCUUUUUUUGAAAACACUGUCAAACGAAAAGAAAAUGACACAGCGUGAACUCGAUGCCGUGUAUAGGCUGGAAAAUGUCCAGUACGGGUGGGAGUUUCCAACACAGCUUCUUGUGGUUGUGAUAGUUUUUACGUAUGCCAUUAUUUGCCCCGUCAUCCUCCCGUUUGGCUUGCUUUACUUCCUCGGAGCACUUUUGGUGUACAAAAAGCAAGUACUAUACGUCUACAGUCCGGUAUACGAAAGCGGAGGUGCUAUGUUUCCCGUUGUAGUCCAGCGAACGCUUUUCGGAUUGGUGUGCGGCCAGAUGACAUUUAUUGGAUAUGUGGUAACACGAGGUUGUUACUAUCAGCCCAUUUGCUUAUUCCCUUUACCUAUUGGCACAAUUUGGGCAAUGAACUUUUUCCGACAAAAUUAUGCAGAUCCUAGCACUCGGCUAAGUCUGGAACGGGCCCGCGAAUGCGAUCGGUUGUCCUCGUCUAAAGCGGCAACGGAAGAGGAUGGAUUGGACAGCAACAUUGACCGUGGCGUAGAAUUGCGAAGAACGAAAUUCGAUCGCAAGUCAUACCGGCAACCUGUCCUCACAGAGCUCGCCACGGAACCAGAGUUCUACCGCUCAGGCUUUCAAGACGACGAAACCUUCGCUGUAAGGAAACAGCUUCAACGAAUUAAUCGAUACAUCAAGGAAGCGACUUUGGAACACAAUGAUGGUCUCAAAGAUGCUUUGUUUCCAAUAUAGAAAAAAAUUAUCAUUUCCGUGGGCCUCAAAUACUUUUUACACCAUUCGUUUAUGAGAGCGGAGACAGUGAGAGUUAGCCUUUUCGGCCAAAGCGCUGUCUAAUCUAUACUGUGGUCCGUCGAAU
Messenger RNA from Phaeodactylum tricornutum CCAP 1055/1, 3219 nucleotides. RefSeq lists its product with no specific name. The transcript has 2 exons. The record is from RefSeq and is a predicted model, not a curated record. The coding region runs from base 54 to 3095 and encodes 1013 amino acids. Gene Ontology annotation, molecular function: calcium-activated cation channel activity. Lineage: Eukaryota; Bacillariophyta; Bacillariophyceae; Surirellales; Neidiaceae. Gene Ontology annotation, cellular component: plasma membrane.